UGUGUGUGUGUGUGCGCGCGCACGUCGCGUCUGCGUUGCGACUCUCUCCAUCCCUCUCUCUCUCCUCUCCCUCUGAACUGCUUCUCCGUUUCAGUUUUAAUAUCGACCUCCUUCAUCUCUCCAUCCUCCGUCUCCACCCUCCUCCUCCUCCUCCUCCUCCUCCACUGCCGCCGCCGCCUCAGCGCCGCUUCCUCUGCAGGUGGAUGGAGGCUGGAAGCCCCGGAGACACGAGCCAUGCACGGGAAGCACUGCUGUCAGACUGCUGAGCACCUCCCUUCGCGCCGGGUACCACAUCCUUAAAUGACCCGCGGCUGAGGAGGGGGUGUCUCCGGAUCUAGCGCCCGGAUCAUGGCAUGCUGCCCACACCGGGCAUCCAGCACUGACCAUGGGGCUCCGGUCCAGGACCGUCGCUAGCGGCUCGGAGGAGCACAAGAAGACCUCCGGCGCUCCUCCCGGGGACUUAUUGGACCAAGGCACCGGUGGAGCAGACAAGGAUGGCACCCAGCUGCUGGUGGCUGCGGGCCGGGAUGACUUCAAGCGGGGCUCUCAGGGCAUCGGCAUCGGGCUGCUGGCCAAGACCCCCCUGAACUACACCCGGCCGGCCAAGAGGAAUAACAUCCGCAAGAGGAGGAUCCAGAACCUGCUCUACGACGCGCUGGAAAGGCCGAGAGGAUGGGCGCUGCUCUACCACGCGUUUGUGUUUUUAAUUGUUCUGGGCUGUUUGAUUCUGGCCAUACUGACAACAUUCAGGGAACACGAGAAGGUGUCUGCACACUGGCUGGUUAUACUGGAAACCUUUGCCAUCUUCAUUUUCGGAGCAGAGUUUGCACUGAGGGUCUGGGCGGCAGGAUGCUGCUGUCGCUACAAAGGAUGGAGGGGGAGGCUGAAGUUCGCUCGCAAACCUCUGUGUAUUUUAGACAUCUUUGUGCUGAUUGCCUCGGUGCCGGUGGUGGCAGUGCGUAACCAGGGUAACGUGUUGGCCACGUCCCUGCGCAGCCUGCGCUUCCUGCAGAUCCUGCGGAUGCUGCGCAUGGACCGGAGAGGAGGAACCUGGAAACUGCUGGGGUCCGCCAUCUACGCACACAGUAAGGAGCUGAUCACAGCCUGGUACAUCGGCUUCCUGUCUCUGAUCCUGGCGUCUUUCCUGGUCUACCUGGUGGAGAAGGACGACGUCUCCAUGGACGUGUCCAACCAUGAGAACCCCACCGCUCAGCCCAAACCGCAGGACUUCGACACCUACGCCGACGCACUGUGGUGGGGGCUGAUCACACUGACCACCAUUGGUUACGGUGACAAAACCCCAAAGACCUGGGCUGGGAGACUGUUAGCCGGCACUUUUGCUCUGAUCGGAGUGUCCUUCUUCGCUUUGCCUGCAGGGAUCCUGGGUUCAGGCUUGGCUCUGAAGGUCCAGGAGCAGCACAGACAGAAGCACUUUGAGAAGCGCAGACAUCCAGCCGCCGGGCUCAUCCAGUCUGCCUGGCGAUAUUAUUCCACCAAUCCAAUCAGAGAAGACCUUAUUGCCACGUGGAGAUUUUAUGAAACUGUCAUCUCUCUUCCCUGUUUCAGAAAGGAUCACUUGGAGGCCAUGGCGAGCCAAAAACUGAGUUUACUCGAGCGUGUUCGCCUUCCCAAUGCACGGCCAUCAAUUGGGACGGUCAAGAAGCUCACAGGUAAUGCUGAUUCCAUCGAGGAAAGUCCCUCCAAGGAGCCCAAACCUGCCGGUUUCAGUAACCGGGAACGCUUCCGCACCGCCUUUCGCAUGAAGGCCUACACACUCCGCCAGAGCUCUGAAGAUGCCGGAGGCCUGGCAGACCCAGCCUUAGAGGAGCGGGGCUUCCCCCCAGACAUCCUCAUGGAGGAGAUGAUCCCCACACUGAAACUGGUCAUCAGGGCAAUCAGGAUCAUGCAGUUUCUCUUGAACAAGAAGCGGUUUAAGGAAACUCUGAGGCCUUACGACGUCAAAGACGUGAUUGAGCAGUACUCUGCUGGACACCUGGACAUGCUCUGUAGAAUUAAAUACCUCCAGACAAGGAUCGACAUGAUUCUUGCCCCUGGACCCCCCCUCACCCCCAAACAAAAGAAAACUCAGAAAACGCCCUUUGCCUACCCACCCAGUCAGUCACCCAGGCAUGAGUCCUACCUAGCCAAAGCUGCCUCCAUGCCAGAUGCCGAAGACCAAAGCAUGAUGGGCAGAUUUGUCAGGGUGGAGAGACAGGUGGAGGACAUGGAGAAGAAGUUGGACUUCCUGGUGGACAUGCACAUCCAGCACACUGAGCACCUGCAGGUGGACUCUGCCGGCGCUACCCACAUGACCCUGGAGACCUGCGACCCUACGGGGAAUGGUGAGAUCCGUCGGGUUUUCUUCAACUACGCUGAGGCGUUCCCGCACAUGUCGUACCAGAUGCCUGUCAGCAAAGUGAAUCCGUAUUAUGGCAGAGGAAGAGGAGGUGGGGAGGGGACAGUGUUGGCUGGUGGAACCCGUGUCCCUUCAGACCAUCAACCCCCACCAUCACACCUCCAUCAACGCCACCCUCCAUCUGCCAUCCCCACCUACACCGAGCGUCCUACAGUGUUGCCCAUCAGCUCCCUGCAGGACUUGUCAGCAGGGCUGGGCAGGACCACAGGGGGGCGGGGGGGAGACUCGCCGCUCUCCAUGCUAUCGGUGAACCACGAGGAGCUUGAGCGCUCACCCAGCGGGUUCAGCAUCUCUGGGGAGCGGGAGGGGGAGCAAGGGGAGGACUUGUCAAUGGGGGCCGGCGUGGCGACCGGGGACGCCAGCUGGACGAGACCCAGACCAAGCUACCUGGCGGAGGAGGAGACAGACACGGACACGGACCCCUUUACACCCAGCGGGGGGCCCCUGCCGCUCUCCUCCACGGGGGAGGGGUUUGGCGAUGCUGUGUGGAACACGCCGCCUUGAGAGGUGUUCGUGUGACCACACAGAAAUCCACAACUCUGAGUUAAGACCUUAAAUCCAACCCAUGCCUCUAAACCCAAAUCAGUUUGGGUCAAAGCCACACCUCUGGACCAAACCAUUCGGAGGAAAGGUGGGUCUAAUCCGCCUUGAUGCUGCGAGGUCGUGAGCGAGGUCAUCGACCUUCAGAGGCCACCGCUGAUCUCAUCAACUGACCGCCGUCCAGACAGAGAGCCAUGGCAUCGAGACUGCCCAAAAAAAGGGAAACCAGACAGUUUGUAAAGUAAAACUCUGUACAGCGCACUCUUCGCAAAAAGUUAGCUAAAAUAAAAAAGAACAUUAAUAUACAUACUAUAUACACCCAAAAGCUUUAUCGCUGCAAAGCCAACCGCACUGCAUGUAACGCAUGCGAUUUUUAGUGUAGACACUGCAAAGUUCAGGAUAUCAGGAAACGGAAAAGGCGAUUGAAUGGUUACAUAUACUUGCUAUGCCAUUUUGUAACACUUAUUUUUUAUAUGAAUACAUUUUCAUUGUUUUUUGCAUGGUUUGCAUGAUAAUGCACCGUUCUAGGGGUGACGGUUGGAGGGUGAUACUGGAACCAAAAGUCUCCUGUCUCUUUGUUUUGUUUGUCAUUUGGUGAGUGUGUUGUGUUUCUGAGUGAGUGAGUGAGUGAGUGGGUGUGUGUGUGUGUGUGUGUGUGUGUGUGUGUGUGUGUGUCUGUGUCUGAGAGAUUGUGAAUGAGAGAAAGAGGGACUUGGGUAACAAAACACUGGUUAGUUGCUGGCAGUCAUGUUUCACCAUAUCUGCUUUUCUCACGUUAUGCUGUAAAUUCUUUGAGGAUCAGUUCUGUCCAGAAACGAGAAUUUCUGAUCCCGUCACUUUGCUUUCACACCACUGUGCUCUUGAGUUGUAUGUCACCACUUUAUACAUACAAACUUUCCAGUUGAAAAUAUUAAAAAUUUCGACAGAAUUUGAAACACUAAAUCUCUGCUGCUUUGUUGGCACAUGAAUUCAGGGAUAUAAACCACCUGUAUGUCUUUAAUUUACAAAGCUUGCUGAGCAUCUUGACUGCUGACAGUUCAGUUUAUCACUGCUCGAAAAGGAUAUGACCUGAUGAUCAAAUUAUUUAUAUUAUCAAAGCAAAAUAGUGGCUAAGACUCCUAAACCUAACACUAACUAGAUACCUACAUAAAAGAAAUCAUUUUAGUAUCGCAAAUUAUUUUACUUUCACACACAUUACUGUGUGCCAACUCCACCAUCUGGCACCUGAAUAAUAUCAUACAACCGCAAAAGAUUCUGCAUUUGAAAAUAUAGUUCAAACGUGGCCAAAACAGCUGGUAUUGUUGUGGUUAACCACUAUUACUGCAGAUAAAGAGUUAAAGUCAUGAAUACAAAACCACAGUCUCAUCAAAAGUUAAUUGUGUUAAGAGGUUCUUACAAGGACAAACUUUUUCUACAACAACGAUACAAUAAAUUCAGUAUAGUGCAUGAAAAAGUAAACAAAUACUAAAUAGGUUGCAUUCACACUCUGCAGCUCAAAGUCUUCUAGUUAUUAUUUUUGUCACAGAUCUGAUGUUUUCUAACAAUAAACUCUGCACUGAGCUGCUUUUUUUUCUCUUUAAAUCUUGACAUGUGCUUCGUACAAAGUCACAUUCUAAGUCGUGCCACCACCUCGUGACCUCGCGUUGAACACUCAAAUUCGAAUUUUUAAAGCCCUAUUUGCACUGGACGAUUGAGUUCCUCCAGAGAUUUGUUAUGGUACUACAGGCCAUCUGUGUUUUGAAUCCCCCCGUGCCAUGUCUGAAAUCUGUAAAAUACAAUUUCUGACACAAAAUUCUUACCAUAAACCACAAACACAGAAUUCUGCAUUUUUUCAUUUUCUUCAGUGUACACAAUUCUGAAAACUGCAAUGAAAAUUAUGUUGAGUAAUUAGGUUUUGAGUACAAAAUUAGGAGGCUGGUCCAGCUACUCAGCAGCAUACUCAGACAGUAUAUAAUCCUCUGAUUUGAGGAGGGAAAUUCUUAAUCACUCCAGGUAAUUAUAGUCCUGAUGAAGUGGGGUAUGCAAUAAUGAAAUUAAAAGAACAUUUACCCGCAAAUCACUCAUCUGAGAUAGUUGCAAUAAAUGUGGCCAUGAGCCAGUGUAUGGAUGUAACACUUGCCACAGCUCCACAUCGCUCAAUAUCGGCAUCAGACAUCCAAACAUCAGUUAUGAACAUUAACUUAUAAACAAAAUCUGUAAAUUGGCAGAAAACCCUGCAGCAAAAACAUAGCCUAAAGUUUACAAAAAUGAAUUCACUUUCUCUACUGUCUAACAACACGUCUUUAUAGUUAUACAAAGUAAAAAGAUGGAACUUCAUAAUGUGCUUUUUUAUCUAAAUUUCUUCUCAACAAACACACAUUACUGUAUAGUUCACCGCUGCACUGCGAGCCACUUGAAUGUCCAGUUAUGAACACAAACUCACCCACUGUAAACGACAACACCACAUACUGGAAAGACUGGAGGGACAUGUAGAAAUACUAGUGAGUGAGUGAGUGGCUGCAAAGGAGGACGUUUCUGAUGUUGGUUCAAAGGUACAGACAUUUUUUAAAAGAAACAACACGAGUCUGAGCACCACUUACUGCAACAAAAAGAGCUUUACAGAAGAUCACAUAAAGGCCUAAACAGCAUUUACUACUUUAGAUUUAGGACGACACAGAUACUGAAUGUAAUAUUUGACAACCAACUAUAUCUACACACAUGGAUUAUUACACAGUUAUAGCAUGUUAAAGCACCUUCAGAGUCAGGGGAAUUUUAGAGAGGGGCUUCCACAUCGGGCUUCAACAGGAAGUUCAAAUGCUUUUAUGGUUUACUGUAACCUGCUUAGAGUGCAAUCACGCCUACUGAAAAGUGGAGUUUGUACUAAUUUUUGUAAUUUGUUAGCAAGUUAAAGCUUGCAACAGUAAGUCAAAUUGUUAUUUAGCCAACAACAACCAGCUACAACCAACCAACUAUUCAACGACAAUUUAGCAAACCACAGUGACGAGUACAAACCAGCAGUCUUGCAACGUCUUUGCAAACCACAGCUUGAAACAAAAGUCACAUGAGUCACAUGGAGGUUGUUCAUUGGAUAAAGUUUUGGUACCCUGUCAUGCUGCAUGUUUAAAGAUUUUAGCAGUCAAGUGGGUCAAAACAGAUUUAAAGAAACAGAAGCUGUGUUCAAACUUUCUAUUUUUUAAAAUUUGUUUCUAGUCAUUUUAAGCCAUCAUUUGGUCACAUUUACUUGCAGUUUAACAUACCUUGAGGACUAAUCUAAAACAGUGAUUAAAAUGAGAGAAACUACGUUUGAAAGGAUACUCCAUCCAGAGCUGCGGGCAGUCCCUGGACUUGAUAGGUGCCUGUUGUAAUGUAGAGAAGGCCAAAAGGUUUGAUCUCUCAAUUUAAUAACAUAAACGUACCUGACCUUAUCUAAAUUGUCUGGAUGUGGCAAACUCCACCCACCUGGUGUUCCAAGCAGGUUAAAACAAGCACUCCAUCUUUGUUUGCAGCUCAGGUUGAAGCCCGGUGUGGAGGCAGCCACAGUCUGUGGAAUGAACAAGGUGAACCAAACACUUCUUCUUAUCUAGUUAUCUUAUUGUAUUACAGUUACUAUUACUUAUCUUCUGCUACUGAAGCCCAUUCAAUUAUAUAUUAUAAAAAUAAAUUAUCCUGCGAUGCAGACACAAAUUGUCACCACAUAUAGAUCAUAACACGAUGACAUGAUAACAUCAUGAUAUAUCCCUGUAGACAUUCAUUCAUUGUGCCUCUGAAGCAAGAAACAUCAUUCAGAAUGACUCCACAUCGUCAUUCUUUAUUUAGUGUUUCAGUGCCACUUCAUCUCAACAUACACAGGAUUUAUGAAUGUGAACUCUGUUUCCUUCUGUAGUGAUUUGUCUUUUUUGAAACUAGCACACAAUGCAGUCUUGCUUUUGUAAAAUGCUAUUUUGUAGCUUUGUGAUGCUUUUGGCUCAUUCCCAGAAUUCAGACUCAACAUGAUUUCAGCUGCACAGAAAUGUAAAAGUUGUAAUGUUUCACUUUACACUUGUUUGUUUAUUUAUUUUUUUUAUAUCAGCUUAAAGUUUAACUGUUGUAUCCAUUCACAGUGGAGUUUAACGUCUCAACGUCAAAGAACUCGCUCUCCAAAUUCAUUGAACAGCAAUGUUUUUGUUGCCUUGCACAUUGAGUUGCAUUUACAGAAAAAUGUUCUGUGAAUUACACUUACAUUGCUUCCAUUCAAAAUGUUAACUCUUAUUGCUUCCUUUCUAAAUUUACAGGCAUAUAUCCGUUUAAGAAUAUCACUGGAAUUAACAUUUUGUUUGUUAAAAAGUUGUCUUCCAAGACACAAAGAUACACUGGGGAAAAGCGAUGCUAGCAAACACAGUUGACCUUUGUCAUGAAAUUGAAAUAUUUUUCAGAAUAUUAUUUAUUUAAUAAUUUAAACAACAUAAACCCGAAGUUGUUCUUCUCAUGAAUAAAAAGAAUAAAAAAACAAAGUGUAAAGUUGCCAUUGAUGUUCAUUGAUUUGCAAAGAACAACCGCACAAUCAGGAUACGACACAUUGCGUCUCCGUUUUAACAAGUCACUUUGUGUCGAGCCACAAAAUUUCAUGUACUUUAUUUCCUUAAAAUCAAUAAACAAAAUCUGCCAGCUAUAUGAGAUUAUUUCACCUGUUUCCAAUACAAAUAAACAUGUUUCAUCAAUUUAAAAAAUGUUUCUUCAUAUGAGAUCAGUAAUCUGCCUCGUUAUUUCAAGACACUGAUGUGCUUUUUUUGUUGGUUUCCACAAAACAAGUGAAACUAAAUUUACAAAAAUCGCCUCAGUGGUACCUAACUGUGUUCUCGUUUUAAGACUAAAACGGUCUUGAAAACUGAAUAUGAGACUCGUUGGCUUGUUAAGACAAGUGUGGGAUGAGUGUGCACAAGCCUUUCCCUCAAUAUUUCAAAUGGAGUGCUAGCAUUACUUUUUACAGUGUAAUACUGAUUUCAUUUAAUUUCCUUUUUGUUUUUUACAUUUUGUGUCUUAUGGGGAAAUAUGCCUGGUGCUUAUACUGUACUAUUUUCUUUGAAGGCUUUGUGCUAUUUGUGGCAACAUGUUACUCCAAAUUUUAUUUUGAAAAUUUCCUCCAAUGACGUCUUUAUGUCAAGCCUCUCCACUACAGGCAGAAGGUAAACUGCUAAACUGAAAAAAGUUCAAACCAUGUGACCGAAAUUCACUUGUUUUAAGCAGAACUGUGAAACUUUCACUUGUGUCCAAUGCAAACAAGUUUGUUACAAGAAAAAAAGAUCAUUCCUUCCAUAGCUUUGUCUUAUUUUUCUGAAUCAGUUGUCUGUGACAGACUGUUAAGUGAGGAACAGUGUGAAACAGGAUGAAGAGUAACUCAAACGUCUCCAGUGGGAAAUGUCCACGUGAUAACUUUAAUGACACCAGUUCCAGCCAGCACUGAUGACUUUAGUUAGCCAUUUACAGGCGAUGUGAGUAAUCAAUACAGGAAAAAAGUGUUCAGGCUACAAACAGAGAAUACUGUUCAAACGUGAUUGACACUUCAGGCGUGCAUUCUUGUUUGACCUCCCCAGGCAUCAGUAAGUAGCGCAGCAUCGUCUUGUUUACUGGAAAGAGCACUUUAACUGUUAAUUUGACGAUCAGCAUUUUGCUGCUUUUAUUUUCACACGUCAGUGGUCUGCCAGUGUGACAGAAUCUGCUCUAACCAUUCAUGCACUGGUAAAUUCAAGAAUCUGGUUUUCCAUUUUAAAUAUCUUAAUAUGCCAUUUUAGCCUUUUAAUAUUCUUAGGUUUGAACUAUAUGUAAGAGGUGCUGUUUUAUUUAUUAUAAAUAGCGACAGAAAGAUUAUUUCUACUGGAUUAUUUUUGGGAUUGACAGACAAAAUUGUCCCCAGUGGUGUUUCCUCUUCGUCUUUGUGUAAUAUUCUCCCAUGAUUUGGUCAUUUUUUCAGUCUUGUCAUGGUUCCGGUACUAAACCUUUUCUUUAAUACUUAUUGUAAGGUACUGUACACUCCCUGAUUGGGCUGUAGAGCCCAAAAGAGCCCCUAAGCCCCAGUUUUUGGACACUACAUUAAAUCAGGGAGUGUAUCUUUAACCUCUGGUACCAGUACUUGUUGACUUGUAAAGAUAAUUUAAACAAAAUGACAAUAUUUUGUUAAUUGUGGUGGUGGUGUGGUGACUCACUCCAGGUGAAUGAACAGGGAGGAAACACGGAUUCAAAGUUGUAGCAGCCAUUCACACUUUUUAUCCUUCAGCUGUCGUGCAGGCGAUUCUCUUCUGAAUGUAGAAACAACACACAACUCGAAAAUACAGCAGUUGUUUAGUAAGCAGGGAAAAUAACUCACAAAAGGCUAAAUACACAUUUAUUUCACUUCUACACACAGUAUCACAUGUCGGUACUGUUUUUUAAAAUUCAUAUUUUGCUCGAUGGAUUCAAUCAAAAUCCGUCCUGUCUUUCAAAGCCAUAAUCCGGUCCUUACAUGAAGCAUGUACCUAAAACAAGCAUUUCCAACACAUUUCCACCCUCUUACACGUGUCAUUUAUUUUCUUUAUUUAUGUAUGUAUGUGCAUUGAUUCUGAAUGAAAAGGAGCACUUUACGGCAUCCGUGUAGAGGAGGGCAAUACUGCUUGCUGUGAUUAUUCUGUUAAGUAUGGUUGUACUCACUGUAACUGUAUACCAAGCAAUGCACUGAUCGACACGUUCUACAUAACCUGUAAUUUUACGGACAUUUUAAUUGCUACAAAUUAUUUGUGCCUUGGCCUUUUACAGUACAGUUCUUUUCAAUGUAAUUUUUUUUAUUUUGGUCAUGCUUUUCUCGCUAGGGCUGUCACAAUACAGCACAAAGCUGUUGGUAGGCCUAGUAGCUAUGUGGAAGGCUGCAUUUACACAGACAAAAAACCCAUCUGAAAUGUCUACGUUUUAUCAUACAGACAUGACUCAUCACGAGACAGAAAAAACACAUUUUCAAACAGUUUUUGGAAGGUGCGUUUUCUCUCUCUUUUUAUGGAGCUAGGCUAGCAGUUUCCCCUAGCUUCCAGUCUUUGUGCUAAGCUAGGCUAAACACGUCCUAGACCUAUCUCUGUACUGCACACACAGAGACGAAACUGGCGUCCAAAUUCUCAUCUGACUCUGGGUAAGAUGACAAAGCAUAAUAUUUCCAGAAAUGUUGGCAUGUAGCCUAUAUUAAAAAGAUCUUUGUCACAAAGUCCUCACUAAACAGGCUUUGGUUGUAACGCAAAGGCAGCAACUUGGCUGUAGGCAGAUAAUGCAGUCUAAGACAUCAGAUAUAAGGAAAAGCCUCAGUUAACCUGAACAAAAUGUUAGCUAGCUACUGUGACUAGUCAGCAGUCUUUUAGCAAAAACAACAUUGUUAGUCGAUUGUUAACAUGAAAAGGCUAGCUUCUAUAAGCUACAUUAGCAAGUGUUACAUUAUUAAAGACAAAUGUUUCAUCCCUGUCUAGACAAAAGGAGUUAGCCACAUGACAUGUGAGUAAGGUUAUUUUGUAGGGCGAUUUUUAGUCAUUUGCAUUAUCACAAAUGUCAGUGGGAUUUUGAAUGAGGCUUUCUUACUUCUGGAACAAAACCUGAAAGUUCCAGUUUCACUACGGCUCUCUAUACUGUAGGAAGCAACUUGAAAAUGUGCCAGAAAACUGUAAACUGAAGACAGCGUGUAGCCGUAAUUCAAACUAGCCAGAUACUAUGAUAGCUAACUAAAAAAAACCCUGCACAACAUCAAAAAUAGCAUACUUUUCUGCAUGGUAUCUGUUGAUUUUUGUUGACAGCUAAGUACAGUAGGACCUGUGGACUUCCUGUAUGGCCUCCUAGAGGACAGGAUUCCACAGCAAGAUGUGAGGGAAAAUAUGAGCCCGAUGUUCACAAUCAUAGCUGCUGUUCUUGUGUAAAUGCAGCCAUUACACUUUGAAAAACAAAAGAAAAUGUCUAUAAACGUAGAGCUCGGACAGCUUCGUGUGAGUUAACUGACAGCAGCUUUUGGGGGUCAGAAACCGUUUUGAUGUUCUUAGGUUUCAUUUAAGGGAAGUUUGGACAACUUUACACUAGUGGCCUUCAGAGCUGUGCAUCAUUUUUCUCAUUCCAGAAAAAGACUUGUCAUUUCUAUUCUGUAUUAGACCACUUUGAAUAUUUAGUUUUGAUGAUAUAAUAUGCAAAUGUAUUCUUACUUGAUUUUUUUAUUUUUUGUCUUUUCAAUUGCACCAGUUAUUAAUAAAGUAUUGAAUUGAAAA
Messenger RNA from Siniperca chuatsi (mandarin fish), 11172 nucleotides. RefSeq names its product potassium voltage-gated channel, KQT-like subfamily, member 3 (gene kcnq3). Gene Ontology annotation, cellular component: membrane. The coding region runs from base 386 to 2920 and encodes 844 amino acids. The transcript is spliced from 16 exons. Gene Ontology annotation, biological process: transmembrane transport; potassium ion transport. Lineage: Eukaryota; Metazoa; Chordata; Actinopteri; Centrarchiformes; Sinipercidae. Gene Ontology annotation, molecular function: voltage-gated potassium channel activity. The record is from RefSeq and is a predicted model, not a curated record.